UGUGGGAGGUCCUCAAGGCCGCUGAGGUCGUUGGUGUGUGUUGAACAGCUUGUGGAAGUCGUGCUUCUUUGGGUAGGAGGUUAAAGUCGUUCUUGAGAGGAACGUCUCUGUCCGAAGAGAAAAUGAGUUUAGCUCUGAGAAAUGAACUUGUAGUAGACAAAACAAAGAGGAAAAAAAGAAGAGAACUCUCUGAAGAACAGAAACAAGAAAUCAAAGAUGCUUUUGAACUAUUUGACACCGACAAAGAUGAAGCAAUAGAUUAUCAUGAAUUAAAGGUGGCAAUGAGAGCCUUGGGGUUUGAUGUAAAAAAAGCUGAUGUACUGAAGAUUCUUAAAGAUUAUGACAGAGAAGCCACAGGGAAAAUCACCUUUGAAGAUUUUAAUGAAGUUGUGACAGACUGGAUAUUGGAAAGAGAUCCACGUGAAGAAAUAUUGAAGGCAUUUAAACUAUUUGAUGAUGAUGAUUCAGGUAAAAUAAGCUUGAGGAAUUUGCGACGUGUUGCCAGAGAAUUGGGUGAAAACAUGAGUGAUGAAGAACUUCGGGCUAUGAUAGAAGAAUUUGAUAAAGAUGGUGAUGGAGAAAUAAAUCAAGAGGAGUUCAUUGCUAUUAUGACUGGUGACAUUUAAAGAAUUACAAGGAUAAACACUAAGAAUGUUGCAGUUAAUCAUCUUAUAUUCUAUUUUUGUGCUUGGAGGCAUGUAAAAAAACUCCCAACUUAGUUUUCUUUUUUCCAAAAGGACCAAAAAUAUGCAUCUUGUGUAUUCAUAUUUUACUACUGUUAAGUUUCUUUGUAUGAACAGUAUUGUUAGUAGUCUAAUAGUUUAUAGCUUUGUAUUUAUAAUAUAGCUUUUAUAUAUAUAAAGUUUAAAAAAUUGAAUCGUGGUACACAUUCUUUGAAAUUUUUUUAUUCAGUAUUAGUAGUCACUUUUGUUUCAAUGCACAUGUUUUCCAGACUUUCAUUAAUAAAAUGUUUAUUUUA
Rhinolophus ferrumequinum (greater horseshoe bat) is the source of this 979-nucleotide messenger RNA. RefSeq names its product centrin 3 (gene CETN3). NCBI's taxonomy places the organism in Eukaryota, Metazoa, Chordata, Mammalia, Chiroptera, Rhinolophidae. The record is from RefSeq and is a predicted model, not a curated record. Gene Ontology annotation, molecular function: calcium ion binding; microtubule binding. Gene Ontology annotation, biological process: spindle pole body duplication. The transcript is spliced from 5 exons. The coding region runs from base 123 to 626 and encodes 167 amino acids. Gene Ontology annotation, cellular component: microtubule organizing center.